AUGGCCCGAUACUCUGGGUACGAUUCAGAUUAUGAGUGCGAUGGAUGUUCUAGUAGGAACUUCAAUACACGAGAAGGGCUGGUCGAACACUACCGUCAAUCCCCACAUCACUUUUACUGCAAAGCUUGCGACGAGCAUUUCUCCGACGCCAAAGAACUAAACAGCCACUUCCACUUUGAUGUUCCCGACUCAUGCGUUUUAUGCCAGAAACACUUUCUUGACGAGAAUGGGCUCGCGUCGCACUACAAAUUGUCGAAGAAACAUCGUUCUUGCAUUGAGUGUGGGAGGGAAUAUUCAGCUGCAGCGCUGAUUAUGCAUUUUGAAUCCGGUACUUGUAAGACUGGAAUUCGAGGUGUAGAUGUCGAUCAAGCCGCUCGCGGACAGGAUCGUGGAGGUGUUCUUAGCGAUCGCAGGGCUUCUCACCAUCGUGGAGAGGAUCCCUAUUUCUGUCCAGAAGAGGGUGAAGAUGUACGGUUUGCCACGUUCGGAGCAUUAUGCCAACACUUCGAGAAUUCCUCAUGUGAAGUGGGGGAAAUGGUAGAGUUCAAGAAGACUUUGGAUGGGCUCAUUAGCAGAGUCAUUCUCAAGAGUUGGCAGUGCAUGGCGGAGUAA
Messenger RNA from Marasmius oreades (fairy-ring Marasmius), 612 nucleotides. RefSeq lists its product as uncharacterized. The transcript has 2 exons. Lineage: Eukaryota; Fungi; Basidiomycota; Agaricomycetes; Agaricales; Marasmiaceae. The coding region runs from base 1 to 612 and encodes 203 amino acids. The record is from RefSeq and is a predicted model, not a curated record.